Clupea harengus (Atlantic herring) is the source of this 6527-nucleotide messenger RNA. It is a transcript of the gene tent4a, whose product is annotated as terminal nucleotidyltransferase 4A. NCBI's taxonomy places the organism in Eukaryota, Metazoa, Chordata, Actinopteri, Clupeiformes, Clupeidae. Gene Ontology annotation, cellular component: nucleolus; TRAMP complex. The record is from RefSeq and is a predicted model, not a curated record. Gene Ontology annotation, biological process: RNA 3'-end processing; polyadenylation-dependent ncRNA catabolic process. Gene Ontology annotation, molecular function: mRNA binding; poly(A) RNA polymerase activity.
AUGCGUAUUGGAUUUCGGGGUUCAAGGGAAAACGCCAUAUUGGAAUCACCGUAGUGUAAGCUAACAGUUUACAGCUAGCGGUUUGAAAAAGGACCACUUAUUGAUCCCCGGUUGCUUGGGCGUUUUAGCACUUUUGCUUCUCUCUCCAUUUUCUACAACCCCUUUUUUCUGGGAGGCUAUCUAAGUCCAGGAACGCGUGUUUACUGAACUGGGAACACGUUGAUUUGCGAGAAAGGGGGUGUUUAAAAAAAUAAGUUGAAUGGAUCCGAGGGUUGCUUGGAUUCAGCCGGAACAGAAAGGACCUGCGAACGCCUUAUGGAUGCAUGUCUGGGAAACGUCUCAGGUAGUCCGGGCUAAUUCCGGUCAGCAUCACAACCACCACAAUAUCUGUGUCAAUUCACCGGCGUUGGACGGUUUUAAAAAUGUUGCGGCCGCGGCGACAUCAAGCAAAGGCGUCUGCAGCAGCAACCCAGCUACCACCGUAAGCAGCCACCAGAGCAAUGCAAAUAACAGCACUAACGUUAACUCGCGAAAUGGCACUGUAAUACCUGGAUUUUUAACGUUACCAAACGGCAGCGCUCAAAACUGUAUGAUUGCUUCAUCGUUAAACGCCAAUGGAGUAAAGGUAGGUGUCGAGGAGGCCAAAAUGUCUCUAAAGACGGGCUCAGUUUCUUCGUCGUCCUCAGUGGAAUCUGGAGCGGACAGUCCAUCUUCCAAUUGCUCUUUGGGAAGGACUAGUAGCAAUGUUAACGUUAGCGGCAAUGUUCUCACAGGGAAUAUGAACAGGAAUGCCGGGGGUCCCAAUUUGUUUUUUAGUUUCAGUGAGAAUAUGUUUAACAAUGUCAACCAUCAUCACCACCACCACCACCACCAUCAACGCCAUUCCCAUCAGGAGCAACAGCAGUACAAUAUUCAACAAAAUUGCAUCAAGCGCCACCCGUUUAACCCGUCUGCAAUCCAUAAUCACAGUCACCACCAUCCAGGCCGAAGGAAAAGUGACAACAAGGCGAGCACGUAUGGAAUAAACUACCAGCUGUCUAAUUUGAGUAAUGGCAAUUAUGUCAGUUCUGGGACGCCGUGGAAGACGAGAAGAUACAGCGCUGGGGUGGACGGGCUCCAUGAAGAGAUUGUGGACUUCUACAACUUCAUGUCCCCUCGACCGGAGGAGGCGGCCAUGAGGAAGGAGGUGGUGGACCGGAUAGAGACUGUUAUCAAGGAGCUUUGGCCCACUGCAGAUGUGCAGAUUUUUGGUAGCUUUAGCACUGGCUUGUAUCUCCCUACCAGUGACAUCGACUUGGUGGUCUUUGGCAAAUGGGAGAGGCCCCCGCUUCAACAGUUGGAGCAGGCACUCCGCAAACACAACGUGGCUGAGCCGUACUCCAUUAAAGUACUGGACAAAGCUACGGUACCCAUCAUCAAACUGACUGACCAGGAGACGGAGGUGAAGGUGGACAUCAGCUUUAACGUGGAAACCGGCGUCAAAGCUGCACGCUUUAUCAAGGAUUAUGUGAAGAGGUAUGCCGUGCUGCCUUACUUGAUCUUUGUGCUGAAGCAGUUCCUCUUGCAGAGAGAUCUCAACGAGGUCUUCACUGGAGGAAUCAGCUCGUACAGCCUCAUCCUCAUGGUCAUCAGCUUCCUGCAGUUGCACCCGCGCAUCGACACCAGGAAUCCCAACGUAAAUUUCGGCAUGCUGCUGAUCGAGUUCUUCGAGCUGUACGGCCGGCACUUCAACUACGUGAAGACGGGCCUCCGCAUAAAGAACGGCGGCGCCUACAUGGCCAAGGAGGACCUCAUGAAGGCCAUGACCAACGGCUACCGGCCCUCCAUGCUCUGCAUCGAGGACCCCCUCCUGCCAGGGAAUGAUGUUGGGAGAAGCUCGUAUGGGGCGAUGCAGGUGAAGCAGGUGUUUGACUAUGCCUACAUCGUUCUGGGCCAUGCCGUUUCGCCACUGGCCCGAUCAUACCCGAACAAGGACACUGACAGCACUUUGGGGCGCAUCAUCAAGGUGACCCAGGAGGUCAUCGACUACCGGGAGUGGAUCUUCCAGAAGUGGGGCGGCCGCACGGAACGGAACACAGGCGUGGUGCAUACGGAGUCUGUGGAGGUGGCGGACCCUGGCUCCCUGCUAGGCGUAUGUGGAGAGGAGCAGCAGCAGCAGAGGGACUCCGUGUCGCCCCUCAGCGCCGACUCGCCCAUGUCCCUGUCCAGCCCCCAGCAGCACUCAUCGGCCUCUUCCGCCUCCUCACUGUCCGGCAGUGACAUAGAUUCAGACUCGACCCCUUGCGUGGCACCACCGUUGCCCCAAUACCCACUCCAGACACUGGCACUGGCCGCCCUGCCCCCUGCACUCCAGAUGGGCACGGGCAAACCCAACCUCAGCGCAGCACUGGCCAUGGCCCCCAUCUCGCAGGGGCGACUGUCCAUGCAGGGCGGGCUUCCUCUCCACGCCUUGCCUUGCAGACAGGUGUGUAUGGCAGACGGACUACCCCCACCACCACCCCCAUACCUCCAUAUGUCCUCCCCAGCCGCCCCCCCUGCCCCCCCCAGCCCUCUGCCCAGUCCCCACCUUCAUCACAAGCAGAAUGGGCCAAAGUUCCCGCUGAAGGGCUUCCACAACCCAGCAGUGGCCCACAGCCCCGUGCUGGCCAACCGCAACGGACAUGUGCAGUACAACCGCAACACCUGGCGCCGCCGCAAGAGGGAGAGUCUGCCCGCCAGCGUCAGCAGAUAGGACCACCCUCCUACAACGCCCCCCCACCCCACCCCCGCGCCAAACGCCCCCCACCCAAGUUUUCCCCUCCGUCCCAUCACUCUCCUCUCCCUAAUGGUGGUCUGUCCUGUCAAGGGUGACUGCAGCAGUGCAGGGGAAUACAGACAAACUAACUCACCGCCACCCCCUGCUGCUGGUACUGGAGAAGGACAGUGGAGACCCAGCUGGCAGAGGGAGGUGGACAGCCUGGCAGCCCGGACACGGAGCGAGCGAGUGAACAAGCCUCUCGCAAACCAGCCUUGGUGUGCGUCUUCCACUCUCUGUGUGUGUGUGUGACAAGACAUGUGCACACAUGUACGGACGUGUGUGUGUGUGUGUGUGUGUGUGUGUGUGUGUGUGUGUGUGUGUGUGUGUGUGUGUGUGUGGUUGUGUACGCACGGACACGCACUCCUGCGUCUCUCCCACCCCCUCGUCUGGUCAGUGGAGGUAUUUGUGGCGGUGUUGGUGGUGCUAUCUCUCAGUCUGCCGCUGAAUCUCUGCAUGUUUGUUUUUUCUUUUUGGUUUCAUUUCCCUCCGCUUAGUCAAACGGUCUGGCUUCAAACAAGAAGAAAAGGUGUGUCUUAAAAAAAAAUUUAAAUAAAAAAGAACAAAAAAAGACAAAAUAGAGGAAAAAAAGUUAAAAAAAAAAGGAUAAAAAGGAAGAAAAAAAAUACGCACUCCUCCUCGCUGUGGAUUGGAACUGUUCCUGGUUAUCAGUCUGUGACUCCUCGUUCACUGUAAAAACAAAAAGAUUCAUUUUACUUCUUUCACUUUGUUUUUAAAUGUUCUGUUAAGCAUUCAUUGCCCCUAGCAUUUUUUUUUUCUUUCUCUUUUUGCGCUUUUCUUUUUCACUCGUAUUGUUUAGCCUAAAAGGACACCAUCCACAGGUAGGAGGAGCCAGAAUUCAGUGGAUUGUAAGUGAUUUGUCAUGUUGAUGGCUUGUUUGGGCUGAAGCAGUUUGAAGGGAAGAAAGGGAUGUAAUUUUGCCUAAACCACAGCCACUUUGUGUGUGUGUGUGUGUGUGUGUGUGUGUGUGUGUGUGUGUGUGUGAGAGCGAGCUUGUGUGACACUGUUUAAGAACUGCAGCCAAGCUGCCUUUUAGGCAUGUCAGUUUUGACUGUCCAACGUACACGAGGAACGAGCCGUUUCUUAUUUGUGCAAUAACUUUUCGUUUCUUUUUUCCUUUGAAAAGAUGUUUAUUUAAUUUUGUCUAGCUUCUUUUGUUUGUUUUAUUUUGUUACCAUUUUAAAGAUUUUUUUUAUUUUUGUAGUGUUUUUAAUUUUGUUCAAAAGUUUACAGAUCCCGUCAAAGGAUCGACUCCUUGCUUGACUUGAAGGUCUGUUUUUUAUUUUAAUUUCUCAGAGCUGGGCUGUAUUUUAAGGGUGUGAGCGUGUGUGUUUUGCAUGUGAGAUUUGAGAGUGAGAGAGUGUGAGUGUGUGUGUUUAGUUGGUGUCUCAUUAACCCCCCCAGAAGCAGAUGAGUAGGUGUGGAGGGGGGGUACAUGGGGGCAUUUGUCAGCCAGAGCAAGUCUGCACUCUAGGUAGUGCUCUUGAGAGUAGGCUCCCUUUCAAGCUGCAGCCCUCAUCAUACCUCCAAGAUGUCUUUUUAAUCUCUCUCUGUGUGUGCGUGUGUGUGAUGUGAUUUACAGGUGUACGUCCAUUGGACUUGUGUUUACUCACAUAAUGGUUCUGAUGGGAUUCAUUUGCCUCAGUCCCAUAUCCCCCCCUGAGUGUUCAGCCAGAUGUUCUGGCCUUGUUCAUUUUGUGUGUGUACUACUCACCCCUCUUGCCCUAUAGCAGAGGACGUAGUCCUCAGUCAAGAUGCCCAAUUGAGUUUAGCUCGUACAUCAGUAUUUGUGUCAACAUAAGUGAGUGUUUGUUUUUGCAUGUUUCUUUUGUUUGUUUGUGUGUCUGUGUUUUUGUCUUUUUUUCUUUUUUCUUUCCUUUUCUUUAAUUGACAUGGGAGAGGAUGUUGGAGAGGGACGGGUAGGCUGAGGACGGUUUGAGAGGCCCUUUAGAUCAGUGCAGCUUUUUAAUGCUAAGUGUCAACUUCAGACACCAGUUGGUGCCCCAGAUGAAACAGACCUUGAGGACAAAGGGAAAAUAAUUUUGAUUCCUUUCUGGAAUCUUAUUUGUGCAUUUAAUUGCCAGGUACUUUUUUGAUGUAUGCAUCACGUCUGUGCAUUCUUUUAUUUGUGUGUGUGUGUGUGUGUAUGUGAGAGGUGUAUGUUUGGUUGUCCCCUGUACUGUACUGUAUUGUUUCCGUGGGUACAUGGCACGCAUUUGUAUUGCCGUUGCUUUGGGAAUGCUACAGGCAUAUGCAGUUCAGUUACUAUGCAAGUGGAUUGUUUUUGUUUGUGUCUAUAGUUUGGAGUAUCUCCUCUUUAAACCUGUAACAUUAGUGUGUGUGCUGGACAGCAGAAGAGGAACUGCGAGACGAGGGUGAGUGGGAGCGAAAGGGAACGAGUCAGGCACCUGCCUGUGGUGGCACUUUUGAAGAAUGGACGCUUGGAUGGCAGGUGCUCGAGAACUCUGUAUGCAAGUUACUGUUUUCUUCGUCUCCCCCUACCCCCCCCCCCCCUUCCUUGAACUUUGACAUUGUUGCGUCAGUCCAGCGGCGUUCUGGAGAGAACUGUCCCUGCUGGUUCAACGCUGAGGCGGUAUCUAUGGCACCCCCUUACAAAAAACACAAAACGGACAAAAAAACAAAAAGGACUUAGGCUGGCACCUGUUCUGUGACCUGAAUGACUGGGGUGUCGCACCAAACUCGAUGUGUGAAGUGCUUCAUUUUCGUCUUCAGAAAGUCAUCACUUGACAUCAGAUACAGUAUUAAGAAUUUUGUGUGAGCUACAGGAGAUGUUUGUGUAAUCAUUUUUUUUUUUUUUUUCCACUUGCCUGCCCGUCAAUGCAAUAUGACAAAAAUGUAACACUUCAGAAGGGCAGUUAGCUGCUUUUAGAUAGAACCAGCAUCUUUUUCGGGGAAGGCCAAAGGUCAAGAACAGAGACAGCCGGCAGUGUACAUUGGUGUCUGAGGGUGACGCCCCAACAUGGCACUGUAGCCUUCCUUUUUCCUGAAUGAAACUCAACAAAAAAAAAAGUGAAGUGGUGACCUUUUUUUGCAUCACUUUGGUUUUAAAAAAAUGGGUGGCCAUAAUACUGCUAGAUACAAUGUGACACUCCCCAUUGUGUAUCCAAUGAGGGAAUUUUAAAUGUAAAAUGUUUUUUUUUUGUUUCUUCAAAAGUCACGGUGGCCAAAAGCACUCCAUCCCAAAGUAACUCCCAUUCUCCCCUCAACCCCACCCUUCCCCCACCCUACACCCCAAACCCCUCGAACAUGGCCACCCCCGCAACCAAGAGGUCUGAGGAACUUUUUUUUUUUUUUUUUCUUCAAUAUUUUUAUGUAAAUUUUUUUUCUAUUUUAUUUUUUAAUAAACAUCUUAAAACAACCAAACUCAUGUUGUGCUCCUUAUUGUCUUUAACUUAUUUGUUUUGUGCGUUAAGCAUGUGACAAAUAUUAGUAGUUAACAAUUUUAUGUGCGAUUUAGAGUAGCAGUGUUUCGCCUCACAUGGUCAAGGGAACUUACAAGACAUCUCACUUAAAACGCUGUUUUACUGGAUCUAUUGUUGGUGAUGGUUAACAGAAAUGUUACAUUUGUUUAUAGCUUAAAAUGUACAUCUACCUACUAAUUACUACAUUAAAAUAUUUAGUUUUAGUAAUAAUUAGUUAACAAACACUUGAAAGGUAGCUUCAUGAUCCACAAGGGGGCAAUCACAACCUG